AUGGUAAUUAAAUUUCUUUUUUUGUUCUUUGAAUUUCUAUGCGAAAUUUGUACAGGUAAAUGGAUUGGCAUUAUUCUUGAUGAGCCAAAAGGAAAAAAUAAUGGAACUGUACAAAAGAAAGAUGGAACAUUUGUACGAUAUUUUAUAUGUAAUGAUAAUCAUGGUCUAUAUGUACGACCUGGACAAAUUGAAUCUGUAAUUAGUGAUUUACAAUCAAAUCUAACUCGAUCAUCUUUAAAUCAUUCAAUAAAAUCUGAAGGUAGCAGAGGAAGUAUUCCACCACCAUCAACUUCGACAAUUACAAAAACAAGUGCUGUACCAACAAAACAAAAAGGACUUCGUGCACCAACACCUGGUACAACCGCUAAACUUCCAGGUCUUACUCGAACAGCUCAAUCAUCUCGUGAUAUUCCAACAGAAGUAGCAACGGAACGAAUAUCACCACCUAAAGAAGAAAUUAAACCACCAGUAUCACAGCCCAAAACAACAACUUCUAUGCGUCCACCAACUCCAAUUGAAUCAACUAAUAUACCAAGAAAAUCGAGUAAUCCAAUAUUAGAAUCAUCUGAUUCUCAACAAGUUAUUAUAAGUCUAAGGAAUAAAAUUAACGAUCAAGAAGAACAAAUUCAAACAUUAAUAAAAAAACGUCGUGAUGAUCUUGAAAAGCUUAAAGAAUUUGAACGUACAAAACUUCAACUUGAUCAAUUACAAACAUAUAAACGUGAAGCACAAGAACGUAUUAAAGAAUUAAAUGAUAAAUUACAACAACAAGAAUAUGAAUUAAAAGAAACACGUGAUAAAUUUACUGCUUAUCGUGAUGAAAUGGCUGAUAUUGAACUUGAGACUCUAACAUUAGAAAAUACAACAUUAAAAGAAAAAUUUGAAGAAGUACAAUUAGAAUUAGAUGUUAUUAAAGGUGAAAUACAAUUAAAUGGAUCAAAUCAAGUAGCAAAUGAUAUUCAACAAAAAAUUGAUGAUGAACGAACAAUUAAAAUGGAACAAGCAUUAAUUAAAUUACGGGAUUUAUCAUUAACUAAACAAGCUGAAAAUGAUACAUUAAAAAAACAAUGUGAAACAUUAGAACGUAAAGUUAAAAUAUUAACAAAAGAAAAUGAAAAUGCUAAAGUUGAAAUUACAACAAUGCAAGCAACAAUUGCUGAUUUAACAGAACAGGUUGAUACAUGUUUGGGUGCUCAACAAAUGGUUGAUAUAUUAACAAAUAAAAAUCUUUCACUUGAAGAUCAAGUACGAGAAUUACAAGAAAUUGUUGAUAAUCUUGUAAAUAAGGAAUCACUUUGUGAAAUGGAUAAAGAAAUGGAAGAAAAUGCUAAAGAAGUAAAACAUGUUCUACGUGAAAAUAUCGAUUUAUUACACAAUCAAUUACGCGAGAAAGAUCGACAAAUUGAACAAUUACAACAUGUUAUCAGUGAUCAUGAACGAAUAAUAUUAAAAUUUCGUGAAACAGUUAAAAAUAUACAAGUAUGUUCAUUUUAUUAA
Messenger RNA from Rotaria sp. Silwood2, 1497 nucleotides. Lineage: Eukaryota; Metazoa; Rotifera; Eurotatoria; Philodinida; Philodinidae. The record is from the annotation of a GenBank genome assembly.